Messenger RNA from Silurus meridionalis, 2298 nucleotides. Its product is annotated as 5-hydroxytryptamine receptor 1E. Lineage: Eukaryota; Metazoa; Chordata; Actinopteri; Siluriformes; Siluridae. Bases 731 to 1783 code for a protein of 350 amino acids. The record is from RefSeq and is a predicted model, not a curated record. Gene Ontology annotation, cellular component: dendrite; plasma membrane. The transcript is spliced from 4 exons. Gene Ontology annotation, molecular function: G protein-coupled serotonin receptor activity; neurotransmitter receptor activity. Gene Ontology annotation, biological process: G protein-coupled receptor signaling pathway, coupled to cyclic nucleotide second messenger; chemical synaptic transmission.
UUCCUGAGAGAUCACAGAGGAGGAAUGAGAGAUGGAAGAGGAGCAGAGAAGAAGGAAGUGAGUGUAGAAGGAGGACGAUGAAGAAACAUGAGGAUGGAGUAAUAAAUGAGAUGAAAAGGAUGCAUGUAGAUGUUCAUCUUCCUCACCAUCACACUCCUCAGUUCAUACAUCACUUCCCCCUGAACCCAAGCGAGUCUGAGUCUGAGGCCUGGUGUCCAGCUGCAGUGCAUUGUGGGAUUUCAGUGGAGAUGAGACCUGAUCUCACUUCAACUCCUAAUCACCUGCUCUGGCAAAAGCGCGCGGAUGCAACAGUCAGACCUCUGAUAUGCUCCCGGAGAAACGCGAGAACCGUAUGUGUGAGAUGAAGACAUGAACACGUGUGUGUGUGUGAGAGGGGGAGGGGGGGAGAGGGGAGAGGGGAAGGAUAUCACUCUUAUGUGUGGAACACUGAGCGCGAGCACCUGAUGAUCCUGAUGCGUGCGCGGGAGAAAUGUUCCACUUGAAGCACGAUAGAAGAGCAACGCGAGUGAAACACCAUGGAGAUGGAGAUGGAUGGUUAUGACCUCUCUGUAUCUCAUCACCUAGACAUGAGCCGCACUCAGACCCAGUGAUGAGACUGUUUGUACCAGGUAGGACCCGUGGAAUGGCUGAAGACACACUGAUGCUGAGAUGUUGUUGAAGGACUGGGAUUAACAGAGAGGAGGACCAAAAAAACGCCCCAAGUGAGCAAAUGGAGCGCUACCUGGGAGAAAGUUCUAAAGCUCCACCUCUGAUUAACUACACCCACUCUAAUGCGUCCGAUCAGAGGGCAGAGUUUGGUGUCGCCGUGGUGACGGAGCGGUUAGCAGUGGCUUGUCUGUUGGGUUUGCUGGCGUUAUCGACAGCUGUAAUGAACGGCGCGGUUAUCGCCGCUAUCCUGACCACCAGAAAGCUCCGCCUCCCGGCUAAUUACCUCAUCUGCUCACUGGCGGUUACCGACUUCCUGGUUGCGUUGCUGGUGAUGCCGCUGAGCAUCCUGUACAUCGCCAUGGCGACGUGGAACCUGGGGCGUGUGGUGUGUGAGGUGUGGCUGAGCGUGGACAUGACCUGCUGCACCUGCUCCAUCCUGCACCUGUGCAUCAUUGCACUCGACCGCUACUGGGCCAUCACCAAGGCGGUGGAGUACGCCCGCAAGAGGACCCCGCGCCGUGCCGUUAUCAUGGUCACCGCUGUCUGGGUGGCCUCUAUCUUGAUCUCAGCCCCUCCUCUUUUCUGGCGCCGGCGCCGUGGCGCCGUUCACCAGUGCGUGAUCGAACACGACCAGCUUGGUUACAGUAUCUACUCCACCUUCGGGGCCUUCUACAUCCCCAUGACUCUGAUCCUCAUCCUGUAUUACCGCAUUUAUGGGGCGGCCAAGUCCCUUUACCAGAAGCGUGGCUCCUCACGCCACCUCAGUGACUCUCUAAACCACUUCCGAGUUGAGCUGUCCCCCUCUGACCCCGGCAUGGAGCUGGAGAAGCUGAACAGCCCCGAGGAAAGGAACCAGGUGUGCAGCUCGCGUGAGAGGAAGGCCGCUCGGAUCCUCGGCCUCAUCCUGGGCGCUUUCAUUGUCUGCUGGCUGCCCUUCUUUAUUAAAGAGCUCCUGAUGGCACUGAAUGUCCUGCAGCCUUCUCCGCACGUGUCCGACUUCCUCACCUGGCUCGGAUACAUUAACUCGCUGAUCAACCCGCUGCUCUACACCAGCUUCAACGAGGACUUCAAACAAGCCUUCAAAGGGCUCCUAAAGAGGAAAGAGCACACAUAGGACCACGGGGAUGCCAAGGUUCCAGGCCUUCUCCUGGAGCUCACGUCUUCAUGUCCCCUUACGUAAAGCACAUGGAGCACAUGUACACUGUCAGUGAAGUGCACUAGACGAGGAAGAUGACUUCUUAGUGCACUUCUGAGCACAUCUGCACUGCUUCUGGGGCUACGUCCCAAAGAACUCCUAUAUUUAUACAUCACUGUACUGAAUCAAGUGUUACCCUACACAACACACAACACCUUACAUUACAAACUGCACAACACCCUACACAAGACUCUACACCCUGCACAACACCCUACACAAGACUAUACACCCUACACCCUGCACAACAACCUUUCACAAGACUAUACACCCUACACCCUGCACAACACCUACACACUACACAAUACUCUACACACUACACCCUGCACAACACCCUACACACUACACAAGACUCUACACAACACCCUACACAAGACUUUACACCCUGCACAACACCUACACAAGACUCUACACCCUGCACAACACCCUACACAAGA